AUGGACAUACAAGAAACUAGUAGCAGUAAAAGAAAACAAACUAAUAGCACUGAAGAGGUUGAUGCUAAGCAGAAAAGAAGGAAAUUGACCCAUACUGAAACUAAUUCUAAUUAUAUUGAAGAAUUUAACAAUAAAGGUAAUGCGACCGUUUCUGGUAAUAGCAAAAGUACUAUGAGAAAGCUUAUAAAUGACGUCCGACAACUAAAAGAUGAUACCGGUAGAUUAAUUUGUGAGAUGUUUAUCGAGCUGCCUUCACAAGAGGAAUAUCCUGACUACUAUGUUAUUAUAAAGGAGCCAAUCGAUCUUACCAUCAUAGAUCGACGCCUUAAGGGAGGACACUAUAGAGACUUAUUAGGAUUGCGAGACGAUCUUCUUCUAAUGAUUAAAAAUGCUCAUAAAUUCAACCAACCUGGUUCGUCUAUCUACCAAGAUGCUACAAUUAUUAAGAAAAGCGUAAAUGUGUUUUGCAACAAGCUUCAAAGUGCCAGUGGAGAGCAAUCAAUUUCAAGUAGAGCUUCGACUACUGUUAGUGAAGAAGCUUCAUCGGUUGCUAAUGCGUCCGAGGACGAGAAAAAGGAAGAAGUAAACAUAUACUUUACAUUAUACGAUACAGUAACAGAAUUUAUCAAUUCUAAUGAUCAAAGUUUGUCAGAUGAACUCACCAAGUUGCCAUCCAAAAAGGCAAACCGAGCAUAUUACGAAGUGGUGAAAAAUCCCUUAAGUUUAUUCAAAAUUCAAUCAAGACUACGAGCAAACUAUUAUGAUAAACUGGAGAAGUUGUAUGAUGAUUUAGAUCUCACUUUGCAAAAUGCUCAACUCGUUAAUGAAUCUUCUUCCAAAGUAUAUAAGGAUAAGAGCGGUAGACUUCUUUGUGAUAUUUUUUGGAAAUUACCGUCAAAAAAGACGUACCCAUCGUACUACAGCGUCAUAAAAAAACCAAUUGAUUUAACUCAAAUCGAAAGAAGAAUCAAAUUGUGCAAGUAUGAUAGUGAAGAAGGUCUGCUAGACGAUUUCAAAUUAAUGUUUGAUAACGCAAAAACUUUUAAUGAGGAAGGAUCUCAAAUUUAUGAAGAUGAAAGUGGAGCAAAUAUCUCAGAACCCUUCCUAGAAUUACCUUCGCGAUCGGAAUAUCCGGAUUAUUAUGAUGUAGUCACCAAACCUAUAGAUAUCGCAAUGGUUAAAGCUAAAAAUGACGCUGAUGAGUAUGGCUCCAUUGAAGAUGCAGUAUCUGAUUUGCUAUUAGUGUUUGAAAAUUCUUGCAAGUACAAUGACCCCGAAUCACAAAUAUACAAGGAUGCCUUAAAAUUGCAUGACUUCGUAGUAGCAAAGCAAAUAGAACUUGAAGGUCGUGGGAAUUGCACUAUUCCUAAUGUUAGUAUCGCUAUGCAAGAUCUUCUUCAGAUGAUAUUCGGCUCUUUAGUAACAACCAAGAUUGGAUCACAUAGUCCUUAUCGCUCAAUUGUUGAAUUCAGUCGUCGUCGAAAGAGUAAAGACCAAAAGAAAUUCACUUCGUCUGUAAAUAGUGCUCCUAAGUUAGAUCUAAGUGAAAUAUGGGAAAUGCUCAGAAAGAAGGAAUAUCGAAGUCUAAAUAAACUUCAGAAAGACCUGUUCUCUAUCAUAGUGGACGUUCGCAAGAAUGUUGGCUUAGACUCGCAGCAUUAUGCGGACGCAGUGCAUUUGCAAAAGCUUUUCAUACAAGAACGCGAUCGCCUUAGUGAUGAACGCCUACAAUCAGUGGCCUUAAAUUACACUUUAAUGAAGUUGGAAACCGAGUUAAAUGAGGAAAAAGCAGCAAAUAAAGAAGCGAAUAACCAUGCUAACGAACUGGAAGAUAAAUCUGAAGAAAGUAAGCGUCAAUAUCUAGAUAAAAUAGUUAAAGGUGGAAUCACUUUUCGUAAAGGGGAAUAUGCUUAUAUCAUCCCAAGAGAGAAAAAUUUGAAACCACAUAUUAUGUGUAUCGAGGAUUUAUGGAAAUCCCCUAGCAACAGCCAGGAAGUUUUUAGGAGUGAUAUUAAUCACAGUGUAAAAGCUUCCAGUAUAAUGGGUAAAUGCCAUGUUAUGUAUGUUAAAGACUUCAUAAGAAGUAGAGCUAAGGUUUGGGAUUCAUCUCAAUUUGAAGCUGAAUAUGAACUCCGCGAUGAAAUUCUGCAGUUAGAUAGAUUUUCUUCCGUUUUCGCCAAUGUAAAUCAAAGCAACAGCGAUACGACAACUGGUUCAUCAGAUGCUACUGAAAACGUUCUCUUGCCUAGUAUAAAAGAGGAGGGCAAAACGUUUUACGAACAACAUAAAUCAGAAACUGGAACUUUUAAAUUAGGAGAUUAUGUUUACGUUAGAUCUGAGGAAUCAUGGCCUUAUAUUGCAAGAAUUGAUAAGAUUUGGAACGAUAGCAAAACCGAUCUUACGUAUUUUCACGGUCCAUGGUUCGUGAGGCCAUUGGAGAUUAAGCAAUCAUCAAAUCAAGAGUUUUAUUUAAAAGAAGUAUUCUUAUCGAAUAUCGAAGAUACUAAUCCUAUCCUAAGUAUAAUCGGCAGGUGUUCUGUUUUUUCCGUAAAAGAUUACUGUUCCUGCCGUAUUGUUGAUAUCCCUGAGGUAGAUGUUUAUAUAUGUGAGUCAAAAUAUAACGAAAGAGAUCAUCAAAUCCGAAAACUGAGAGGAUUGAAAAAACAUACUUUAUCUAGCGAAUGUAAUGCAGAUGAAAUUUAUUACUUCCCAUCGGAAAUAGAACCAAGCAAGGCACCUUUAAAGAAACUUCAUCGAUCUGAUAUACAGCAAAGUGAAGAAACCAACGCAGAUUCAGAGCCUAGUGAUGAUGAUGCGCAAGAAAGAAGUUCAUUAGAAGAUGGUCCUCAUACUCAAACGCCCUCACGAAAUUCAACUGCUGUCAAUUCUACUCAAUCUGAACAAAUUAAUGGUGAUACUCCGAUCCAUCCGAGUAAUUCUCCCUAUGUUCAUACUAUCGUUCCUCCUAGUGCGCCUGUAUAUAGUAAUACACCCCAAGCCAAUCCAAUGCCUGUAGAUGUUAUGCCGAAAGCUUUCCAUCCUCCUCGAAAUAUUUUUGCAAAUGCAGUUCCUAAUCCGGUCUCAAACUCUUGGAUUCCUCCUACUUCAACGGUUGUGCCCAACAAUCCGAGGGGCACUUAUGUUGUACCGCACGCUGUACCAAGUCUUACACCAAAUAUCCCACCUAAUCCUCCCCAAAUGGUACCUGUUCAGCCCCCACAGAAUUACGUUCCAGUACCUCCACCAACAAGUGAACAACAAAAUAAUCAACCGAAAUCACAACAGUUAGCUAUUCAAGAUGUUUUUGUUAGCCCUCCUAAAAGUGCACGAAAGUUAUUACACUCAAACGCCUACAACAGAUAUCUGGAUGCUCUAGAAAAAGAACAAAAUUUUCCUCCAUCUCAACCUAGGAAUUCAUCAUUGCGCUUGAAACCGGAAGAAUGGUUAGCUAGUAGUGCGUUAAUAAAUAAUGGCAAUUACAUAGAAAUUUUACGCUCUCUCAAAGAGAACUUGCUACGCGAUGCAUUUAUCGACUUUACUUACAAUAAGACGUGUUCGUGCUCUGUUCAAAGUUGUGAAUACGUUCUGUUAAGUUACGUGAUAAUCACUUUUUAA
Trichoplax adhaerens is the source of this 3615-nucleotide messenger RNA. RefSeq lists its product as uncharacterized. Bases 1 to 3615 code for a protein of 1204 amino acids. NCBI's taxonomy places the organism in Eukaryota, Metazoa, Placozoa, Uniplacotomia, Trichoplacea, Trichoplacidae. Gene Ontology annotation, biological process: chromatin remodeling. Gene Ontology annotation, cellular component: RSC-type complex. The record is from RefSeq and is a predicted model, not a curated record. Gene Ontology annotation, molecular function: protein binding; chromatin binding. The transcript is spliced from 38 exons.